AGUGCUUUGUCUGUGUGUGCGUUGUGUGCUGUUGGCUGCUCUCGAACGCGUUUACAUUUUUCGGGCCGGUUUUUCCGAGGGAAAUUCCAAGUUUUUCUUGUCGUAGAUCUUGUUUCUGCCAGUGGCCAUAACUGUCCGGCAGGUGAGGCACCGCGUUGACUAAUUGGCAUUUUGUGGAAAUCACCCCCCACGCGCGGUAGAAAGUGUUGUUUUUUCCCAAUUUGGUGAGGGUGAAGAAAACAAGCGCUGUUUAGAGGGAAGGAAGAGAAAGAAGAGGAGGACCAGGGGGGAAAAGGUUCCGAAAGGCGAAUGUCCUCUGUUUUUACUGCGCGGAACUGCAGUAGUGGUAAAGAUCUUUGUUUUGGCUUUUCUUUCGGCCAAUCGGCAACUGACCGCGACCGGGUGCAGUUCGCGUUGUUUUCGAGUGCUCAUUGAAGAGAAAGGAAAGUUGCGUUCCGUGGCCUCAGUUCGCCGUCGUGACACAGUUUCCCGGAGUAGUUGAAAAUGCGCGUCACAGUGACGACCCCGGCGGACUACACCUUCCCGCUGGAGGUGUCGGACGAUCUGGAGCUGGAAAACUUCAAGGCCCUGUGCGAAAUCGAAAGUGGCUUCCCCACCACGGAGAUGGUCAUCUCGUUCAACGGCCAACCGCUGCUGGACGACAAGAAAACCCUCACCGAGCUGGGCAUCAAGGACGGGGACAUGGUCAUGCUGCAGCACAUCUCGCAGGCCGGCGGUCAUCAGGCGGCCCGGACGAGGCCCCAGCCGACGGGCGCACCGGCAGAACCCACCCGCCUUGCCAGCUUAGACUUCGGCUCGAUCCAGGUCCCCACGGGGGUGGUCGCCUCCGGUAGCCGCUCCAACAGUGGCAACUCCGGCAUCAUCAACAACAACCGCCCGUCGCCCACGGUCGCCCCCGAGGACGAUCCGGCCGUCGUCCGGGAAAUGUUCCUCUCCAAUCCGGACCAGCUGGCCCUGCUGAAGCAGAACAACCCACGGCUGGCGGAAGCGCUGCUCUCUGGGAAUCUGGAAACCUUUGCGGCGGUGCUGCGCAAACAAAUCGCCGAAAAGAUGGAGAAGCAGCAGCAGCGACUGCGCAUCCUGCAGGCCAGCCCGUUCGACGCGGAAGCCCAGCGACUGAUCGCGGAGGAGAUCAAGCAGAAGAACAUCGAAGCGAACAUGGAAGCCGCGAUGGAGUACAAUCCGGAAACGUUCGGCACGGUGGUGAUGCUGUACAUCAACUGCCGCGUCAACGGCCACCCGGUGAAGGCGUUCAUCGAUUCGGGGGCGCAAGCGACCAUCAUGAGUGCGGCCGCAGCGGAACGGUGCAACAUCAUGCGGCUGGUCGACACCAGAUGGGCGGGCAUUGCGAAGGGCGUGGGCGUGCAGAAGAUCAUCGGACGCAUCCACAUGGUGCAGAUUCAAAUUGAGAACGACUUUUUGACGUCGAGCUUUUCGGUGCUCGAAGAUCAACCGAUGGACAUGCUGCUCGGCCUGGAUAUGCUGAAAAGACACCAGUGUAACAUCGAUCUCAAGAACAACUGCCUGCUGAUCGGAACGACGGGCACGCAAACAAAGUUCCUCGCCGAGGGAGAACUGCCCGAGUGUGCCCGACUCACCGGCAGUCCGGAGGAGGAGCAGAAGGCGCUGGCCGAAUCGGCGCGCCUUGCCGAGGAACUCGCCGUGAAGGAAGCACUCGCGAAGAGUGCCCAGGAUCAAGAAGGAGAAACAGCGGAGAAGCAGGAUGCCGAGAAGCAAGCGUCGUCGAAAAGGCGUAGAUCGCCAUCGACCAGUGGCACCGGCAGCAGCAGCAGCACACCUACCUCAUCCGGCCAGCAGCAGCCGCCGCCAGUUCCUGCCCCGCCCGCAGCUGCCACCGAGGACGUUCCCCUGGUGCUGCUCCCGACGGAUCAGUUUUCCGAAAUGGACGUCGUCGAGCUCGAGUCGAUGGGAUUCUCCCGACAGAUGGUCAUCACGGAGCUGCGGGCCGCCAACGGGGACAAGACCAAGGCCACUUCCGGUCUGUUUGCCAAGUUGGGAUAAAUGGCGUUUUUUUUUUGUUUCACUUUAGGAUAAGUUUUUUUUUCUUGGACAGAAAGCAGUUACUAACACUUUUCACAAAAAAGAGAUGCAUUUUUUUUUAGAACAAAUCACUUCAGGAAGAACAAACAAUCCAUUAUUUUUCGCGUUCAAUCAACUUAGAGGACUGUGUGUGGCAUGUUGGGGAAAAAGGUAGUUUUGGUUUACACGAUAGAUUUCUCGUUUUUUCUUCUCUCUGCGUUAACGAAAAGAUAAGCUGAGGGUGAAAAAAAGAACUAUUUUUUCAUAUUGUUAAGUAUCUUUGCUAAACUAAGUACAGCGAGCAUUUUUGAUCACUAAAGCAAACUAUUUACAGAAACACUCAACAAUAAACUGAACAAAAAAAAAGUUAAAAACGAGAGAGAAAAAAAGAAGAUAAAAAACGAAUGAACUGACAUCAUUUAGGGGUGACUUAAGUAAUAAAUACAGUUUAUUUCAGUAAUAAA
Messenger RNA from Culex pipiens pallens (northern house mosquito), 2525 nucleotides. RefSeq names its product protein DDI1 homolog 2-like. The transcript is spliced from 5 exons. Lineage: Eukaryota; Metazoa; Arthropoda; Insecta; Diptera; Culicidae. Gene Ontology annotation, molecular function: aspartic-type endopeptidase activity; protein binding. The record is from RefSeq and is a predicted model, not a curated record. The coding region runs from base 505 to 2043 and encodes 512 amino acids. Gene Ontology annotation, biological process: proteolysis.